Molecule: messenger RNA, 861 nt
Organism: Brassica rapa (field mustard)
Lineage: Eukaryota; Viridiplantae; Streptophyta; Magnoliopsida; Brassicales; Brassicaceae
Product: FBD-associated F-box protein At5g56380
Source: RefSeq, a predicted model, not a curated record
AUGGGGUCAGCUGACCCCCCUCCUCAUAUGCUGCCUCCGCCCCUGGUCACAAGUCGCUCCAAGUUUCAAAAGUCUCAAGUUAUCGUUUCGCGGUUUGUGCUCGAGCUUGAAAUCGACCUUACCGCCGCUCAAAACCCGAUGAUCACGGCUCUUCCAAAGAGUAUGUACACUUGCGAGACACUAAGUUGUUUGAGGCUAAAGGCUCUUGUACUCGAUGAUAUACCUGAAGACUAUCCAAUCUGUCUUUCAUCGCUUAAUUAUUUGUACAUCUCCGUGUCUAUUCAAGUGUCGGCUGACAAAUUUAUUGGCAAGCUCUCGGCUGGUGCUCCUCUUCUCAAAAAGACAGUGGUGCAAGGUCCUGUCUAUGGUGAUGAUUUUCUUGAUUCUAUGACAAGUUAUAGCGAGCUGAGGAGCUUUACAACGUGCUUAUCAGAGUGGGGUCCCACCGUCGACUCUUACUUUAAUAAGCUUGAGCAUUUGUGUAUGUGCACAUGUUCCUCUGGAUGGUGGGAUUUGUUAAUCAAUUUUCUUCAACGUUCCCCUAUAUUACGCCAACUCCAGCUAAUAAAGUCUUGCAACUCGCGGCCUCUGUCUUCUUGGAAUCAGCCAGGUUUUACUAGUACUACUCAUGUUCCGGAAUGUUUGUCAACAACGCUUCAAACCUUGGAGUGGAGAGAUUAUGCAGAAACUGAAUUUGACAUGCCGGUGGUCUCUUUUCUCCUUAAGAACGCUACACGUUUAUCCGAGGCCAAGAUCUUCCCCGAAUCAGCUGCCGGUCCAAUUGAGAAGCUUAGAAUCCGCACUGGCCUGGCAAAGUUAUCUAGAGGUUCACCUUUAUGUCAUCUUAACUUAGGGAAUUAA